Tupaia belangeri chinensis (Chinese tree shrew) is the source of this 1943-nucleotide messenger RNA. RefSeq names its product arylacetamide deacetylase. Gene Ontology annotation, molecular function: carboxylic ester hydrolase activity. Bases 100 to 1299 code for a protein of 399 amino acids. Gene Ontology annotation, cellular component: membrane. The record is from RefSeq and is a predicted model, not a curated record. The transcript has 5 exons. Lineage: Eukaryota; Metazoa; Chordata; Mammalia; Scandentia; Tupaiidae.
UACUUUAUGACAGGCUUAAAACUAACUAAAAAUCCAGCAGCUCAAUACUUCCAACGCUAAUUUGCUGUGUUGUCAAAGUAGAACCCUCUGAAGGAAAACAUGGGAAGAAAGACUAUUUUGCUUUUGAUCACAGGGGUGCUGGGGGCAUAUUUUCUUUAUACACCUCUCCCAGAUAAUAUUGAGCAGCCUUGGAAAGUGAUGUGGAUAACUACACAGAUGGAAAUAGCAACUUACUUGGGUCUGUUUACUGAAUUCUUGGGAAUCAGUCAUUUAAUGGACACGAUCAUGUUCUUUAUGGGCUUUCAAGAAGUCCCACCCACGUCCGAUGAAAAGGUCACUGUGAUGGAGACAACUUUCAACAAUGUUCCUGUGCGUGUGUAUGUGCCAAGAAGAACCUCAGAGACACUAAGGAGGGGACUGUUUUAUGUCCAUGGUGGUGGUUGGUGUUUGGGAGAUGCUGCCUUCUCUAAUUAUGACACUGUGUCAAGACGGACAGCUGAUAGACUUGAUGCUGUUGUUGUGUCCACCAACUACAGACUGGCACCUAAGUAUCAUUUUCCAAAUCAAUUUGAAGAUGUAUAUAAUGCAUUAAAGUGGUUCUUACGCCAAGAUGUUCUUGACAAAUACGGUAUUGAUGCGAAAAGAACUGGUAUUUCUGGAGACAGUGCUGGUGGGAAUUUGGCUGCAGCAGUGGCCCAACAGCUCUUAGAGGACCCAGAUGUCAAGAACAAACUGAAGAUCCAGUCCUUAAUAUACCCUGCCCUUCAGCCUCUUGAUCUGGAUUUACCAUCCUAUCGGGAAAAUAUGUAUGCUCCAGUUCUAUCUAAAUCACUCAUGGUCAGGUUCUGGAGUGAAUAUUUUACCACGGAUAGGUCACUGGAGAAAGCCAUGCUUUCCAACCAACACGUUCCUGUGGAAUCCAGUCACCUGUUCAAGUUCGUUAACUGGAGUUCCUUGCUCCCAGAGAGGUUUAAGAAAGGCCACGUUUAUAGCAGUCCACGUCAGGGUAGCUCCGAGCUGGCCAAGAAGUAUCCAGGGUUCCUAGAUGUGAGGGCGGCCCCCCUGCUGGCUGAUGACAGCAAGCUGCGUAGUUUACCCCAGACCUACGUCAUCACCUGUCAGUAUGACGUCCUUCGGGAUGACGGACUCAUGUAUGUCACCCGACUUCGGAACGCUGGAGUUAAGGUGACCCUUAACCACGUUGAGGAUGGAUUCCAUGGAGCAGUUUUCUUUGAUGGAAUUUACAUUGGAUAUAGACUAGAAAACCAAUACAUUAGCUGGCUAAGUGAAAAUCUAUAGUAAAAAUCUAAACAUUGUUUUUAUUAAAAAUCUCUAAGCCUUAGAACAAAAAAUAAUGAGUGAAAAUCAAAAGUUGUUAUUAAAUAGAUGUCUAUCUUCUGUGACCUUUAUAAUGGCCAUAGCAUCUUUUUCAUUUAGUUGUUUUUACUCUUAGCAGAUUCUUCUCUCCUUUAUGUGCCAUUCACUCAUUACUAUGAAAUUAUAUACUUUAUAUCUUUCUUCUAGUUAUUCACUUAUUUUUUAUCUCUAAUUGACAGUGCUAUGUUUUUUAUUGUGCUACAACUUAGAAAAAAAAUUAAACAUUUAAUUUAUAAAAUGUUAGGGUUUUAAUUGGCAUGGAUUUAGAGGCAAUAUAAAUUAUGCGACAACUCUAUUGACACAUAUUUACCUCAGUGUAAUGCAGGUGCCUAUCACUGUAAAAUUUACUUCUUACGACAAAUCUAUUCCUGUAGUAGAUUAUAAAAAUUCAUGCAAAUGAUCUCUUAUGCGCUUCAGGGAAAGCCAACUUUAAUCUUGUGAUAAAUUAGUUGUUGAGGUAGCAAGGAGCCAGCCUGAGGCAACAGCUUCGUGUAUGGUGGUGGCUAACAGUGGUGAAUGAAACAUAGGAUAGGGAAGAAAAAUACAACCAUAUUGAAAAAUCUGAA